AUGAGCGCAACUGGAACAGCGUCCCCCGCCCCAUCGGCGGCCCCCAUCUCGCCACCAGCCAACUCGAAGACAUCCUUCGCUUCCAGCCUCCAGGAGUACAUCUUCAACACCGGCUUCUGCGGGCAGCAGUACGCCGACAUCCAGGUCGUCUUCUUCAACACGUCGCUCAAGCUACACCGAUUGAUCCUCGCGCGCAGCCCGUACCUUGCGCACCUGAUCCUGUCCCUCAUGCCCGGGAGCACGCUCCAACUGGCGUUUACAGACGGGAAUAUCACUGAGGAGGCCGUGUACAUUGCCCUGCAACACCUGUACAGCCCGGCGCCGGAACAUGUGAACGAGGGUAACGCGCGCGCGGUCCUCGCUGCGGCUCACCUCUUCGGCGAGGCCGACCUCGCUGAUGUGGCAUACGCGGCCGUUGCGUCUGCCAUCUCGGCGGCCAACGUGGGAGAGUACAUCCAGUGGGUCGGGAUAUCGCCGGCUGCCAAUGGCAACGGCUUUGCCUUUGGGAGUACCGGCUACGACGGCGAGUACGGCAACUACUCUGCCCGCCUGAGACAGGACGUGCUCGACUUCCUGCUCCGCUCGCUGCCUGACCACAUCAAGGCCGCGCCAGAAGGUACGCUGGCGACCGACCCGCGACUGCUUGCCGCCUACGUGCCCCUCCCCUUCGACCUGUUCAAGCAGUGUGUCGAGAGCCCCGACCUCCCCAUCCCCUUCAUGCAGGACCGAUUUUCGUUCGCCAAGCGCGCGAUUACCGCGAGGAAAAAGGCCGGGGGGGCGGGCCAGUUCGAGGAGAGCGCCGUGCUUGCGCUCAAGGACGACGGCGACGGCAUGGCUGUGCAUAUUACCCGCAGGCCCAAGCGCAGCCGUGCCGCACUGUGGAAGGUGGAGGGAUAG
Messenger RNA from Cutaneotrichosporon cavernicola, 897 nucleotides. RefSeq lists its product as uncharacterized. NCBI's taxonomy places the organism in Eukaryota, Fungi, Basidiomycota, Tremellomycetes, Trichosporonales, Trichosporonaceae. Bases 1 to 897 code for a protein of 298 amino acids. Gene Ontology annotation, molecular function: protein binding. The record is from RefSeq and is a predicted model, not a curated record. The transcript is spliced from 5 exons.